Messenger RNA from Oryza sativa Japonica Group (Japanese rice), 2323 nucleotides. NCBI's taxonomy places the organism in Eukaryota, Viridiplantae, Streptophyta, Magnoliopsida, Poales, Poaceae. The record is from RefSeq and is a predicted model, not a curated record.
CUUCCCCACCCACCUCCCACCCUCCCCUCUCCAACCACACCACUCUCCAAAUCCAUCCAUCGAUCGAGAAUUCCUCUUCUCCCUCUUCUUGUUCUUCUUCUCCUCUCUGAAUUUAACAAGAAAUCAAGAACUAGGUGUUUGUUUUGACUAACAAGAACUCGGUCGAACACUCUGCGUGCGUGUUUGUUUGUGUGUGUCAUGUGCUCUGGGCCGCGCAAGCCGUCCACACCGCCGCUGCCGCAGCAGCAGAAGGAGGCGACGGUGAUGGCGGCGUCCUUGCUUCUUGAGCUGGCGGCAGCGGACGACGUGGCGGCGGUGAGGAGGGUCGUGGAGGAGGAGAAGGUGUCUCUUGGCGUGGCUGGGUUGUGGUAUGGGCCUUCGGCGAGCGGCGUGGCGAGGCUCGGGAUGGAGCGGAGGACGGCGGCGAUGGUGGCGGCGCUGUACGGGAGCACGGGGGUGCUUGGGUAUGUCGUGGCGGCAGCGCCGGCGGAGGCCGCGCGCGCGUCGGAGACGGAUGGGGCCACGCCGCUGCACAUGGCGGCUGCCGGUGGCGCGGCGAACGCGGUCGCGGCCACGCGCCUGUUGCUCGCCGCGGGGGCGUCGGUCGACGCGCUCUCGGCUUCGGGGCUCCGCGCCGGUGACCUCCUCCCGCGCGCCACCGCGGCGGAGAAGGCCAUCCGGCUGCUGCUCAAGUCGCCGGCCGUGUCGCCGUCGUCGUCGCCGAAGAAGUCGGCCUCGCCGCCGUCGCCGCCGCCGCCGCAGGAGGCGAAGAAGGAGUACCCGCCUGACCUGACGCUGCCCGACCUCAAGAGCGGACUGUUCAGCACCGACGAGUUCCGCAUGUACAGCUUCAAGGUGAAGCCGUGCUCCCGCGCCUACUCCCAUGACUGGACCGAGUGCCCCUUCGUCCACCCCGGCGAGAACGCGCGCCGCCGCGACCCUCGCCGCUACUCCUACAGCUGCGUGCCUUGCCCGGAGUUCCGCAAGGGCGGCUCGUGCCGCAAGGGCGACGCGUGCGAGUACGCCCAUGGCGUGUUCGAGUGCUGGCUCCACCCGGCGCAGUACAGGACGCGCCUCUGCAAGGACGAGGUCGGCUGCGCGCGCCGCAUCUGCUUCUUCGCCCACAAGCCCGACGAGCUCCGCGCCGUCAACCCCUCCGCCGUGUCCGUCGGCAUGCAGCCCACCGUAUCGUCGCCGCGCUCCUCGCCGCCCAACGGGCUCGACAUGGCGGCGGCGGCGGCGGCGAUGAUGAGCCCCGCCUGGCCGUCGUCCCCAGCGAGCCGCCUCAAGACGGCGCUCGGCGCGCGGGAGCUCGACUUCGACCUCGAGAUGCUCGCGCUGGACCAGUACCAGCAGAAGCUGUUCGACAAGGUGUCCGGCGCGCCGUCGCCGAGGGCGAGCUGGGGCGCCGCGGCGAACGGCCUCGCCACCGCGUCGCCGGCGAGGGCCGUGCCGGACUACACCGACCUGCUCGGCUCCGUCGACCCGGCCAUGCUGUCCCAGCUCCACGCGCUGUCCCUCAAGCAGGCCGGCGACAUGCCCGCGUACAGCUCCAUGGCGGACACCACGCAGAUGCACAUGCCGACCUCGCCGAUGGUGGGCGGCGCGAACACCGCGUUCGGGCUGGACCACUCCAUGGCGAAGGCGAUCAUGAGCUCCCGCGCCUCGGCGUUCGCCAAGCGCAGCCAGAGCUUCAUCGACCGCGGAGGCCGCGCCCCGGCGGCGCGUUCGCUCAUGUCGCCGGCGACGACCGGCGCGCCGUCCAUUCUCUCGGACUGGGGCUCGCCGGACGGCAAGCUGGACUGGGGCGUCCAGGGCGACGAGCUGCACAAGCUCCGCAAGUCGGCGUCGUUCGCGUUCCGCGGCCAAUCCGCCAUGCCGGUGGCGACGCACGCCGCGGCGGCGGAGCCGGACGUGUCAUGGGUGAACUCUCUUGUCAAGGACGGCCACGCCGCCGGCGACAUAUUCGCGCAGUGGCCGGAGCAGGAGCAGAUGGUGGCAUGAUCAUCAGAGGCUCAUAGCAACCUAGCUAACCAAAAAAAAAGAAGUUCUUUCUUUCAAUUAAUUUUUCCCCUUCGUUUGCUUAAUUUGAUUCAAAUGAGAUGGUUUUUUAGUACAUAUUUAAGCUGUUCGCAAAUAAUAUUGUUCAUCAACAAAGAAGCAUGUAUACCCAAAGGGAGCUCUAGAUUGAUGAAGAACAGCUGAUAUUUACUCUAUUAAUUUUUGCCCCUCUCUUUGGGUUUUAUAAAAUAGUUGUAUACAAGAAUUCCAACAAGAGUUUUUAUUUUACUCGAUAUAUAUUCAUAUAUAUCUUUGGGCAUCA